AAUGAGAGCCAGAUUACAUCGGAAAAUCUUGUACCCAGAAAAACUUACUAUUGUGUUUCAGAAGUAUUUUAUAACGAACAUAAAUUUAUCAGUGAAGGAAAAUUUAUCAAAACAGAUUUUGGGACUCCAGGAAAGCCUACAAAUCUUUCUUGUUCAAAGGAAGCAAACAUAACUCAAGAAGAAAUUUCCUGGGAACCCCCACAAAGUGUUGUUCAUAAUUUUCUUUUUUGUUAUUGGAACGAUUCAGAAAAUGCGUGCACGAUUCUGGAACCAAAUCGAACCAAAUAUACUUUGAAAAAUUUGAAAGCUUAUAGCAACUAUUCUGUAUCAGUACUUGCCUACACCUUUGGAAAAGUGCAACGCAAUGGAACUGCCAGUCCAUGUACACUUCAAACAGAAAUAAUAAAGCCAGGUAAGGUGAAGGGCCUGACUGUUAGCCUGAAAUCAGAUAACAGUAUGAUGGUGAGUUGUGAGGAGCCGGAUGACCCUAAUGGCCCCAAGAAACGUUACAAUUUGACAAGAAAAGGUGGAGAUAAAGUAUUUACAGAUCAACGUGAUGACUGCUCAUUCUUCAUGGAUAAUCUCCAAUAUUCAACAGAAUAUGUGUUUGAGGUCAGUUUUUACAAUGGGAAAUUUUAUGGACUCGCAGAUAGUAGGACUAAAUCAACAUCUUAUAAUUCUAAAGCUCUGAUUAUAUUUCUGGUAUUCCUGAUUAUUGUGACAUCAAUAGCCCUGCUAUUUGUUCUCUACAAAAUCUAUGACCUGCAUAAGAAAAGAUCCAGCAAUUUGGAUGAACAACAGGAACUUGUUGAAAGGGACGAUGAAAGACAACUGAUGAACGUGGAGCCGAUCCAUGCAGAUACUCUGUUGGAAACUUACAAGAGAAAGAUUGCUGAUGAAGGAAGACUCUUUCUGGCUGAAUUUCAGAGCAUACCACGGGUGUUCAGCAAAUUUUCUAUCAAGGACGCUCGAAAGUCCUUUAACCAGAACAAAAACCGCUAUGUCGACAUUCUUCCUUAUGAUUAUAACCGUGUUGAACUCUCUGAGAUAAAUGGAGACGUCGGGUCAAACUAUAUAAAUGCCAGCUACAUUGAUGGUUUCAAAGAACCCAGAAAAUACAUUGCUGCACAAGGACCCAGGGAUGAAACUGUUGAUGAUUUCUGGAGGAUGAUCUGGGAACAGAAAGCCACGGUUAUUGUGAUGGUCACUCGAUGUGAAGAAGGAAACAGGAACAAGUGUGCAGAAUACUGGCCAUCAACGGAACAAGGUACCAAGACUUAUGGAGAUGUGGUUGUGAAGAUCAACGAACACAAAAGAUGCCCAGAUUACAUCAUUCAGAAAUUGAGCAUUACAAAUAAAAAAGAAAAAGCCACUGGCAGAGAGGUGACCCACAUUCAGUUCAUCAGCUGGCCCGACCAUGGGGUUCCUGAAGAUCCUCACCUGCUCCUCAAGCUGCGACGGAGAGUGAACGCUUUCAGCAACUUCUUCAGUGGCCCCAUCGUGGUGCACUGCAGUGCUGGUGUCGGACGCACAGGCACCUACAUCGGAAUUGACGCCAUGCUAGAGGGCCUGGAAGCGGAGAACAAAGUGGAUAUUUAUGGUUAUGUAGUUAAGCUCCGGCGACAGAGAUGCCUGAUGGUUCAAGUGGAGGCACAGUACAUCUUGAUCCAUCAGGCCUUGGUGGAAUACAAUCAGUUUGGGGAGACGGAAGUGAGCUUGUCUGAAUUACAUCCAUAUCUACAUAACCUGAAGAAAAGAGAUCCCCCCAGUGAGCCGUCUCCACUAGAGGCUGAAUUCCAGAGGCUUCCUUCAUAUAGGAGCUGGAGAACACAGCACACUGGAAAUCAUGCAGAAAAUAAAAGCAAAAACAGGAAUUCUAAUGUCAUUCCAUAUGACUUUAACAGAGUGCCACUUAAACACGAUCUGGAAAUGAGCAAAGAGAGUGAACAUGAUUCAGAUGACUCAUCUGAUGAUGACAGUGACUCAGAGGAAACCAGCAAAUACAUUAAUGCAUCUUUUAUAAUGAGUUACUGGAAACCUGAAGUGAUGAUUGCUGCUCAGGGACCACUGAAAGAGACCAUUGUUGACUUCUGGCAGAUGAUAUUCCAAAGAAAAGUCAAAGUUAUUGUUAUGCUGACAGAGCUGAAGAAUGGAGACCAGGAAACCUGUGCUCAGUACUGGGGAGAAGGAAAGCAAACGCAUGGAGAUACAGAAAUUGAGAUGAAAGACACAAACACAUCUUCAGCUUAUACCCUCCGUGAAUUUGAACUGAGACAUGGCAAGCGGAAAGAUACCAGAACCGUGUAUCAGUAUCAGUAUCAUAACUGGAAAGCAGAACUUCCUGCAGAACCCAAAGAAUUAAUCUCUAUGAUUCAGAGCCUCAAACAAAAACUUCCCAAGAGGAAAUCCACUGAAGGGAAUAAGAAUCACAGGAAUGUGCCUCUCCUCAUUCACUGCAGGGAUGGAUCUCAGCAAACAGGAGUAUUUUGUGCCUUAUUAAAUCUCUUGGAAAGUGCAGAAACAGAAGAGGUGAUAGAUGUUUUUCAAGUAGUAAAAUCUCUGCGUAAAGCCAGACCAGGAAUGGUCUCCUCCUUUGAGCAAUACCAAUUCCUGUAUGAUAUCAUUGCCAGCACUUACCCUGCCCAGAAUGGACAAAUAAAGAAAGGCAACAAACAAGAAGAUAAAGUUGAAUUUGAUAAUGAAGUGGACAAACCAAAGCAGGAUGUGAAUUCUAUUAGUCCCCUUGGUGCCGCGGAUAAGACCCAGGAAGGAAACAAAGAGGCUGAAGGUCCUGAACCCACGAGUGGCACCGAGGAACCAGAAAAUUCUGCCAAUGGCCCUACGAAUUCAGCUUUAACCCAAAGUGCAUAGGAAAAGACGCAAAUGAGGCAACUGAAAGCCUCCCUCCCUCUUAGCUGUUAUUUCUAUUUUUCUAGAAGUAGGGAGAGGAAACUAGGUAUAUGGUGGAGUAACAUAGUGUGUUGGACCAGUGUUUGUGGGGAACUUCUAUUUUUAAUACUGUGGAAAAAUAUUUAAGGUGGUUUUCUGAAAUGUUUUGUACAGUCUUUUUCUUAUUUUAAUUUUUUUUCUAUCCAGCAAAAACAGCUUUGCAGUCUUUGCAUGUAUGUAUGAGUGUGAGACAGAGAAAAAGAGAGAACUUUCUAGUGCUCUCUAAAUGCUCUUGAGAAGCUUUGCCAUUUUGUUUUCAUGAAGGAUAAAACACACAGUUCUUAAUGGAAGCGUUAACUUAGGUUGAGAGAUUUACCUUCUAAAUCAUAAAUAGCGUGUGGGCUGUGUGUGAGAACAACAUGUAUAUUUCUAGAAUGACCUCAAGAUGUCCUCAUUGUCCUACUCAUAUAUAUCUUAUAGUUUACUGCUUCACUUCUAGAGAUGGCAUGUAGAAGUGGUGUGUGAGUGCAUAGGUACUACCAGAAGGUUAACUAAAUUAACAUUGGGAAACCCUAGACUCCGUGUAUAGGCAUUUAGUACAGUAUCUCCUCCAGCUCACGUUGUCAUCCAAUUUAAAAUUUCAUGUGAGCGUAUCUUCUUGUCUUCACAUUGUGUUUACAAUUUUGCAACAUAUAUACUUCUCUGUAUAAUAUGUGAAAUGUAUUCCUUAAUGUUUUUGGCCAAAAAAUUAUGUUUGUGAAAUUCAGUAAACUUAAAUAAACAUCUUUAAAACCAACAAAUAUUUUAUAUAUGUAUAUAUUAAAAUUCAUAGGAUUAAAAUAAAAGCAUGCAAAUUUAUUUGUGCUAAAUAUUUGCCUAGGAAGCAUAAAAUGGCUAUUUUCACAGAAUUCAACAUGGAUAUGAGAAAUACAGUAUGGCAUGUGAUUAUUUUCCAUGUGAAAGUUUGUCCUAGAUUUUCACUGAAGUGUGUUUACUUUGAAUUUCUAAAAUGCCUAGACUGCUUUUUAUAAGGAAUGGCUAUUAAUCAACCUAUCACGAUAUAAUCCAGGCAUCGUCUUUUAUUGUACAUAAGUCAUUUCAUGUGCUGUAUGUUUAUAUACAUAAUAUGGAAGCGCGCAUUAAAAUACAGUUUCCAUUCAAUUUAAAACAUUGGUAGAGAGCUCUUUUAUAGUUACCCAUUUUUUGAAAAGCCUCAUAGUCUUAAAAAUUGUUUAGGAGCUAGAAGAAACCUCCAGAAUAGUGGUAUUUUCCAAAGAAAUAAUAAAAACAACUGCUUUUGGUGGAUUCUGUAUGAGCUUAUUACAUUUGUCACAUACUACCUUUAGGUUUGGUUUUAUUUUCUACAACUCCACUCCCUUGACUGAUUUUAAAUAUCUUGAGCUAUACGUCAUCAUUUCUUUCCAUUCAACUCAUUGACUUUGGGUUCACGCUCUUAAUUCUUUUAUUAUUAUGUUCACGCAAUUAGCAAUUAAUCCUUAUAUUGUAUAGAACCUUACCCUUAUUAACUCAUGAAGAGAAGUGACUAUUAGAAUGAAGCAACAGUUCCUAAUUUAUAUGAAGGCUACUUAUUAGCAAGAAAAGGGAAUUGGGAACCAUCAAUUAUGGGUGCCAGAAAGAAAGAAAGCUUGCUUUUACUUCUCUCAUCAGUCACUUGAAUGCUUGUGCCUCAGUUUCUCCUAUUGAAACUUGGUCGGUGGUAUUCAUUAGAGAGCGUAGUUAAAAUUUAUAGUUCUCACAUUCACUAGUCCCACAUGAUGGGUCUGUUUUACCUGUAAAUUCCUUCAAAAUACCAGCACAAAAAGUUUUCAAUUUUAAACACCUACAAGUUUGCCUCAGAUUGCAGCUGCAUGUGGCAAUUCCUACACGCGGGAUGUUUUGUGUUUUAAAUGUAUAUUUUCUACCGGAAUCUGUCCUUUCAAUGUUACAAAAUAAAUACCUAGAAACUUGCUAUUAGUUUAAGAAGGACGCUGGAAAAAUUUUUUUUUUCCUGCAAAUGGGUAGUUGUCAUAAAAGAAGAGAUAAAGUAGUGUCUCAGAAGGUCCAUCACACUGUGAGAAAUACAUCAACUGGAAAGAGAGGUCCGCUGCACUGGAACAUGGAAUUCUUUUAUACGUCUAUGAUUUUUAUCUUAAAAAGAAAAUAAGUGAAGCACACACCUAAGACUAUGGAUUGUAUUCCUCAGGAAUCUGUCAUGAGAUAUAAAAUAUUUAUUUUCUAGAAUUUAGCUCUGCCCUCAAAAAUUCCAAGACCUAGUCAGAAAAAUUAAGCAAAAAACUCCAACUUAAUAAAAUCUCAUCCGUUUUUAGGGGAAAGGCCCUGGAUCUCAUUGUAAGUCUUUUGGGGGAAGAAAGAGACUGAUACAUUUCUUUUUUUAAGUUUAUUUUAUUUCUGUUACCAGAAUUCACUGGGAACAAAAGAUACAUUCAGUCUUGUAAAACUUCAGCUCCCGUCAUUAAUUUUGUAUGUAAGCAAAAAAGUAAAAAUUUGCAGGAAAGAGAUAUAUAUUUUAAUAUCAUCUUGUAGUGGUAAAACUGUGAUUAACUGAAAGUCUUUGCACUGGUACUUUAAAAAACUGUAAGCCUGCAUUCAGAACUCUAAUAUUCACACAUUGAAAUUUUAAUACCUGUUUUUGUCCUUUUCCCCCUAAAACAUUGAAUGUAAAGUUUAUUCUUUCUUACAACUAACUGGGCCUGAUCCUAAUAUUUAAUUACAUGAGAAAUUUAUUAUAAAACAUUUUCAUUGCAUCAUAUUAAAACCAAAAAACCAAACCCAUUGCAGUCGAGUCAAUUCUGACUCAGCGAUCCUACAGGACAGAGUAGAACUCCCUCAUAGAAUUUCCAAGGAGCACCUGGUAGAUUCGAACUUCCGACCUUUUGGUCAACAGUUGUAGCGCUUAACCACUAGGCUAUCAGGGUUUCCACCAUGUUAAAGCCAAAAAAGCUAAACCCACUGCUAUUGAGUCGAUUCCGACUCAUAGCAAUCUAUAGGACAGAGUAGAACUGCCCGAUAGAGUUUCCAAGGAGCGCCUGGCAGAUUCAAACUGCUGACCUCUCGGUUGGCAGCCGUACCGCUUAACCGUUACGCCAGGGUUUCCUCCGCCAUAUUAGGUCUAAAAAGAUGGGUGGUACUUGCUCCCCAGCUAAUUAUAAGCUGCUUCUUAUAAUGAAGAGCUUAAAACGAACAACUUCAAGGAAAUGAUUAUCUGUUGAAUAGAAAAGGGUUUGCUUUCAUUCUUCUAGACAUAUUUUACAACUGGAAGGAUCUAAAGAUUCUUCAAAGAGACAUAUUCCAAAAAGGGCUUUUUUCUUUCCUGUUCCGAAUAAAAAGAUUUAUUCUUCUAAGGGUCCAUUUUCUGUAAUCAUUCUUUUGUAAACCUCUUUACAUUUCCAUCUUUCUGAACCAAAAAUUAUGGAGAAUUUUUGAUUAAUAUAUGUAGGGCUUUUAAGAGUUUUCGGUCAUUUACAGCAAAUGAAUUCUUAUUUUUGCUGAGAUCCCCUAAAGACAGGCUAUUUUUUCCUAGUUACUCAUGGUUACUUUCUCCCUGAUGGCUUGAAGUUUGGUUGUCAGAUAAGCUUGCCUCAUGCAAUAUUUGGGACAUGUUCAUACUAUAAAAUUAGCCGUUAAUUAGCCAAAAUUCAAAUUCAGCUGGGCAUCCUGUAUAUUUAUUUACCAAAGCAAACAACUCUAACAUGGAGGAAUUUGCAAUGUAUAUUUCAUUUAAAAGAGCAUUUGAUGCAUGUGUUUUGAUGGUUAUUCUUGGUCAAAACUUCAGUAUUUUCAUCCAGCAUGUGAAAAUAUAACCUCUCUUCCUAAUAAGUGGGAUCCUGGGAAGAAAAGGUUACAUGAAAUUAUUUUGACUAAUAUACAAAUAGGAGCUUAAAAGAUCAAUAGUAACUCAAUCAAAAGGCAUAGUUCCUGUAUCCUCACUUAAAAUAAAAAUUAUUCUUAUUAUUAUAAUAUUUAUUGGGAGACUCUAGGUGGUGCAAAGGGUUAAUGUGCUCAGCUGCUAACCAAAUGGUGGGAGGUUUAAGUCUAUCAUAGGCACCUCGGAAGAAAGGCCUGGUGAUCUACUUCUGAAGAAUCAGCCACUGAAAACCCUAAAGUAAUGGAGAAUUUUAUCUUAAUAAAUAACGAAAUGUUCUGGUUUGUAAACUUGUUUAAUUUAUUGCAAGGUAGUUGUCUUAGUUAUCUAGUGCUGCUAACAGAAGUACCACAAGUGAAUGGCUUUAAUAAACAGAAAUUUAUUCUAUCACACUUUGUUGUUGUUGUUAGGUGCUGCUGAGUCGAUUUCAACUCAUAGCAACCCUAUGCACAACAGAAUGAAACACUGUCAGUCCUGCGCCAUCCUCGUAGUUGUUGCUAUGCUUGAGCCCAAACAAUACAUCUCGUUGAGGGUCUGCCUCUUUUUUUGCUGACCCCGUACUUUGCCAAGCAUGUUGUCUUUCUCUAGGGAUUGAUCCCUCCUGAUAAUGUGUCCAAAUUCUGUGAGACAUAGUCUCCCCAUCCUGGCUUCUAAGGAGCGUUCUGUUUGUACUUCUUCCAAGACAGACUUGUUCGUUCUUUUGGCAGUCCAUGGUAUAUUCAGUGUUUUUCACCAACACCAAAAUUCAAAGGGGUCAAUUCUUCAGUCUUCCUUAUUCAUUGUCCAGCUUCUGCAUGCAUAUGAGGCGAAUGAACACACCAUGGGUUGGGUCAGGUGCACCUUAGUCCCCAAGGUGACAUCUUUGCUUUUCAACACUUUAAAGAGGUGUUUUGCAGCCGAUUUACCCAAUGCAAUGCGUAUUUUAAUUUCUUGACUGCUGCUUCCAUGGGUGUUGAUUGUGGAUUCAAGUAUAAUGAAAUCCUUGACAACCUUCAUCUUUCCUCUGUUUAUCAUGAUGUUGCUUAUUGGUCCAGUUGUGAGGGUUUUUGAUUUCUUUAUGUUGAGGUGUAAUCCAUAAAGAAGGCUGUGGUCUUUGAUCUUCAUCAGGAAGUGCUUCAGGUCCUCUUCACUUUCAGCAAGCAAAGUUGUGUCAUCUGCAUAAUGCAGGUAGUUAAUGAGUCUUCCUCCAAUCCUGAUUCCCCGUUCUUCAUAUAGUCCAGUUUCUUAGAUUAUUUACUCAGCAUACAGAUUGAAUAGAUAUGGUGAAAGGAUACAAUCCUGAGGCACACCUUUCCUGACUUUAAACCACUCAGUAUCCCCUUGUUCUUUUUGAACAACUGCCUCUUAAUCUCUGUAGAGUUUCUUCAUGAGCACAAUUAAGUGUUCUGGAAUUCCCAUUCUUCACAAUAUUAUCCAUAAUUUGUUAUGAUCCACACAGUCAAAUGCCUUUGCACAGUCAAUAAAACACAGGUAAACAUCCUUCUGGUACUCUCUGCUUUCAGCCAGGAUCCAUCUGACAUCUGCAAUGAUUUCUCUGGUUCCACGUCCUCUUCUGAAUCCGGACUGAAUUUCUGGCAGUUUCCUUUUAAUAUACUGCUGCAGCAACUUUUGAAUGAUCUUCAGCAAAAUUUUGCUUGCAUGUGAUAUUAAUGAUAUUGUUUGAUAAUUUCUGCAUUCGUUUUGAUCACCUUUCUUGGGGAUAGGCAUAAAUAUGGAUCUCUUCCAGUUGGUUGGCCAGGUAGCUGUCUUCCAGAUUUCGUGGCAUAGACAAGUAAGCACUUCCAAUGCUAGAUCCAUUUGUUGAAAUAUCACCAUUGAUAUUCCAUCGAUUCCUGGAGACUUGUUUUUUGCCAAUGACUUCAGUGCACCUUGAACUUUUUCCUUUGGUACCAUCAGUUCCUGAUCAUAUGCUACCUCAAUAUCAUAGAAGUUAAGAUUUCCAACACAUAGGAUAAUUACAUCAGAUCACAAAAUGAAGGACCACCAUACCACACAAUACCGGGAAUCAUGGCCUAGCCAAGUUGACACGUAUUUUUUGGGGUGGUCACAACUCAAUUUAUAACAGUAGUCAUGGCAAGGCACACAUGUAAGCCCUGAAGACAUUCAUUUAGCAUUAGAGCAUCAAAAUGAACAAUUAUAAUUUUAGUUUAAAAGUUAGAGCCCAAGUCUUCAGACUUCGGGCUUUUACCUUUAACUAGUGGCCUCGGGGAGGAGACUUGAGUGCCCCUCAAACUGAAAAGAGGUCCCGAGGAGCUAGGGUUCGAGGUCAGUUGUGAUGAGCAGUAAUCUCAGCAGGCUUCUCAGUCUUAAGACAGAGAGUCAGAAAGAUUUUUUGCUUUUGUCUUCUUCUCCGAAAAUGAGCAGAAACCCAUGGGUUUAUAUACCCUGUGUGCUCUUGCGUUCAACUAUAACUGGUAUGUUUUAUUGCCAAUUAAAGAAUUGUUGUAUGACAUAUUUAUGUCAUGUUUAUUGCCAAUUAGGGAGUUGUUAUGUGGCAUAUUUAUAUUCUUGUCUGCUACAUGGCUUAAGGCCAAGUUAAUUAAUUAAAAAUUAUGGGCAUUGUUUAGUGACAUAUUUAUGUUUUGUUAACUUAUAGAGAUUUGAUUAACGUUACAUUCUAUUAUCACAGAGUGCAGGUGCACAGCCCAAUUUCAGAAAGUUAUUUAGGACCUCCUUCACAUGUUUCUAUUAUCGUAUUUUCAAAGUUAAACAACUUUCUAGCAACUUAUAGUUAAUGGUUAGAGAGCCUUAUAGAAAUAUGUAUGUUUCUAAUUCUUAUUAUUUAGAAUUUCACACCAUAAGUUACUUAUAUGUAGAUGUUUAAAAGCAUUAUAAAAACAUCAUAAAAGUGUAAAAAGCAUUAUAGAAACAUACAUAAUAGUGAGUUACACAUUUGUUUUAAGAACAUUGAAGAAUCAGAUGUGAUUUGAGAGUAUACAGAAAGCACACAUACCACCUACGGAGCACAGUUCUAUUCUGACACACAUGGGGUCACCGUAAGUAGGAAUCUACUUGAUGACAUCUUCUUCUUCUUCUUUUUUAACAUUUAUUGAGGCACAGUACAUGCCAGAUACUGUUUAAAUUACUUUACCAGCGUUUGUUUCUCAAAAUGACUUUUACGCAGCAGAUUUUCUUACUGCCUCCAUUUUGUAGAUGCAGAAGCCGAGGCUUAGAAAAGUUUGGUACCUUGUGUAUUACUACUAAGUGGCAAAAUCAGGAUUUGAACUGGCACCACAGGCUGUGUUCAUAACCUGCUAUUUUGCUUUCCUGAGCAUCAACUUUGUUCAUAUAUUUUAAAAAUUACUUGAAAAACAACUUGAAUUUAUUUUCUGCUUUUCUUUUACUCCAUGAUUAAAACAAGAAGAAAAAUAAAACUGUAAUAUACCCUCUCCAUUAUACUGCACAAGAUAGUAAGCUUAGCUGAACUCAUAGCAUUGAAGUUAUUAUACAAAAAUAAACACUUUUAAACUUUCAUAGGAAAGGAUCCUUUCCAUAAUGCAUAUAAACCAAGAUUUCCUCAUCAUUACAGUGAGUGUCUGGAAGUAAAAUAAAACAAUACAUCACAAAUGUCAUUGUUGCAUUGUCUCUCAAUUUGGUAAUCAGAGCAAGUUCUCACUGUUUGGAUCCCAUUUCAGUGUGUUUGUCAGAGGACCCAUCAAUCAGUAUCUUAAACAAGUUAACAGGGCAGUAUAAAGUGCGAAGCAUAUUUAUAGAGAUUUAAAAAAAAAAAAAAUCCCAUUGCCAUUGAGUCAAUUCUGACUCAUACGCACACUAUAAGGCAGAGUAAAACUGCCCCAUAGCGUUUCCAGGAAGCGCCUGGUGGAUUUGAACUGCUGGUCUUUUGGUUAACAGUCCAACGCUUAACCACUACAUGACUCACUUUACCUAGAGUGGCAAAGGGAGCCCCUGGAGCUCUAUUCUUUGAAUGAAGCUGCACCAAACUGAGAAUGCCAGGGAACUGGGGAGACACUAUAAAAUAGUGCAGGUGUGUCCUUCUAGAAACUUAGUGCUUUCUUGAUUCAUUACACCAUUUUCCCCAGGAGAAGUUGGACCUGUAGUAGAAUUAAAAAAAAAAAAAAAUUGUCUUCAACUCCAUUCCGACUCAUAGUGACCCUAUAGGACAGAGUAGAAUUUCCCCAUAGGGUUUCCAAGGAGUGCCUGGAGGAUUUGAACUGCUGACCUUUUGGUUAGCAGACGUAUCUCUUAACCACUAUGCCACCAGGGUUCCCAACCUCCAGUAGAAUUAUAUUUAAUUUUUCAGAGAAGAGGAACUUGUUGGAUCAGAUAAUAUCUCUCGUGUAUAGCAGGCAAAUCAGGGCCAGAGAGACUGGUGUUCUGACAAGCAAUAAAAAGUAUUAUCUUAAAGUUUUUAGAUUAUGUGAUCUUACAUGUUUUUCAUGCACAUUCUGUGAAGUGGAAGAAGUUGUGGCAUGAGGAAAAGCAGUAACCUGCCCACUGUUAACAUAUGAGCUAAAAGGCGGGCUAGAAUCUGGUCAUCCUCAGAAAGCAUCAAUCAUUGGUUAACACAGGCUCAGGGUAAGGGUUCCCUUAUGGCCCCCUUAGUACCUUCAUGCUGAGAAUGUUUAUGCGCAAUCAGUAAUUCAUAUUUGUCAUUAAUUCAGACUCUACUACUGAACUACAUUUCAGGGAUUUUGUCAUAUGUGAACAUCCUAAAUUACAGAACAGAAAGGGAAGAAAGGGAUCAUUAGAUUUCUAAGAAAUUAGCAGGAAGCAAACCCCUCUUAUAAAGGAGUUUCCAUUUAUGUUUAAUUAUUUGUUCUCAUUACAUUGACAACUUAACCUAAAGCCAGGGAUGGAAACCAAGAAAUAUGAAGAAGGUUUAAAGCUAAAAGUUCAAGGAUGUUUGUCAGAAUUAGCAGGAGGGGAAAAAAAAAAAAACAAAAAACCUUUCUCAAGGAUAUCUA
This is a messenger RNA of Loxodonta africana (African savanna elephant), 11697 nucleotides long. RefSeq names its product receptor-type tyrosine-protein phosphatase C-like. The record is from RefSeq and is a predicted model, not a curated record. Gene Ontology annotation, molecular function: protein binding; protein tyrosine phosphatase activity. The annotation marks the transcript as partial. The transcript has 23 exons. Lineage: Eukaryota; Metazoa; Chordata; Mammalia; Proboscidea; Elephantidae. Gene Ontology annotation, biological process: negative regulation of protein kinase activity; synaptic membrane adhesion; positive regulation of peptidyl-tyrosine phosphorylation.